Molecule: messenger RNA, 4221 nt
Organism: Chinchilla lanigera (long-tailed chinchilla)
Lineage: Eukaryota; Metazoa; Chordata; Mammalia; Rodentia; Chinchillidae
Gene: Prom2
Product: prominin 2
Exons: 24
Coding region: 126-2630 (834 amino acids)
Cellular component (GO): prominosome; cilium; apical plasma membrane
Molecular function (GO): cholesterol binding
Source: RefSeq, a predicted model, not a curated record
CCUGUCGGGCCGGUUUUGAGAGAGGCAGGGACAGAGGGAGGAAGGCUGCGAAGGAUGCACGGCCUGCCCCGGGCUCGCCCGCUCCCUCCACCGACUGCACCCGUCCUGCCCACCCGCCCGACCCCAUGAGGCGCGCACCCGGCCUCCUGGCGCCCCUGCUGGGCCUGGGCCUGGGACUGAGCCUGAGGCUGCCGGGGGUGCUGGCCAGCGACUGCGGGUCCCUCGGGCAGGCGCAGCGCCUGUCGUUCGCUCCGGCGGCCAGGACGCGGUGGCUGGCGCCUCUCGUGCGCCCGCCGGGACCCCUGGACCCGCUCUAUGGCGCUGUGCGCCGCUUCCUCGCCCUGGUGCAGCUCAACCCUUUUCCUUCGGAGUUGGUAAAAGCCCUGCUGAAUGAGCCGGCCUCGGUGAGGGUGGACGAGGUGGUGCGGUAUGAGGCUGGCUACGUGGUGUGCGCUGUGAUUGCCGGCCUCUACCUCCUGGCGGUGCCCAUCACCGGGUUGUGCUUCUGCUGUUGUCGCUGCCACCGACGCUGCGGAGGCCGAGUGAAGACGGAACACAAGGCCAUGGCCUGCGAGCGGGGCACCCUCAUGGCCUUCCUGUUGCUGACCACCCUUGUGCUGCUGAUUGGUGUGGUCUGCGCUUUUGUCACCAACCAGCACACGCACGAGCAGACAGGCCCCAGUGUGGGAGCUGUGCCUGAGACCCUGCUCAGCCUCCGGGGCCUGGUGUCUGAUGUCCCCCAGGAGCUGCAGGCCGUGGCAGAGCAGUUCUCACUGCCCCAGAAGCAAGUUUUGGAGGAGCUGGAUGGGGUCGGUGAGAACCUCGGGACCAUCGUGCAUAGCCAGCUCGGGAGCAUAAUCUACCCAGUGCUGGCUUCUGUGAACAGCCUGGGCCGGGCCCUGCAGGUCGCCAUGGACCACCUCCACGCCCUGAACACCACCUUGGUGGAGCUGCGGGCGGGACAGCAGCGCCUUGAGCCAGCCGUGCGGCAGCACAGGGAUCGCCUGCUUGCCCUGCUGCAGGAGCCCGGGUGCCAGGGGGAUUGUGAGGGGACCCUGAACCGGGCCCGCUCCCUGGAGCUGGCUGCCAACUUUGUCCAGGUCCCCUCCCUGGACCAUGUCCUGUACCGGCUGAAGGGAGUCCCAGAGGCCAAUUUCUCCAGCAUGGUCCAGGAGGAGAAUAGCACCUUCCACAGCCUCCCGUUCCUGGUUGCCAUGCAGACAGCCAGCAUGGUCCAAGAUGUGAAAAAGGCCGUGGCCCAGCAGCCUGAAGGCCUGAGGACACUGGCCAGCAGCUUCCCGGGCUCCGAGGCAGCUUCCCACUGGAGCCAGGCGCUGGAGAAGCUGGAAGAACGCAGCCGCCCCUACCUGCAGGACGUGCAGCGAUAUGAGACAUACAGGUGGAUCGUGGGCUGCGUGCUGUGCUCCAUAGCCCUCCUUGUGGUGGUCUGCAACCUGCUGGGCCUCUGCCUGGGUAUCCUGGGACUGUCGGCCAGGGAGGACCCCAGCCACUGGGACGCCAAAGGCGAGGCCGGAGCCCGCUUCCUCAUGGUGGGUGUGGGCUUCAGCUUUGUCUUUGCCGCUCCCCUCAUCCUCCUGGUCUUUGCCACCUUCCUGGUGGGCGGCAACGUGCAGACGCUGGUGUGCCGGAGCUGGGAGAGCGGGGAGCUCUACGAGUUCGCAGACACCCCUGGGAACCUGCCGCCCUCCAUGAACCUGUCUCACCUCCUCGGUCUGAAGAAGAAUGUCAGCCUCCUCCUGGCCUACCAGCAGUGUAAGGAAGGGGCUGCUCUCUGGAAGGUUCUACAGCUCAACGACUCCUACAACCUGGACGAGCAUCUGGACAUCAGCCAGUAUGCCAAGAAGCUGCAAUGGGACCUGCAGAACUUCAAAGUGGACAUAAAGGACCUGGACCUGCUCAGCCCAGAGGCCCACCAGGACCUGGAGGCACUGCAGAAGAGUGGGGUGGAGAGCGUCAGCUACCACGACUUCCUUGUUCAGAUCCAGAAGCCCGUGGUGAAGACUGACGUGGAGCAGCUGGCCCAGGAGCUGGCAGGACUGGCCCAGGCUCAGGGCAAUUCUGCGUUGGGGCGACAGCUGCAGGAGGAGGCCCGAGGGCUCAGAAACCUCUCCCAGGAGCAGGUCAUCCCCCAGCAGAACCUGGUGGUCAAGCUCAACCGCAGCGUCCGGGCCCUGGAGUCCUCUGCUCCAAACCUCCAGCGGGACACCUCAGCUGUCCUAGGCAAUGUCACCUACCUAAAAGCAGAGCUUCCAGCAUUGACCAACCACAUUCUCCAGAAAGCAAGCGAGUGUUUCCUGACCCGGGAGAUGGGUUACUUCUCCCAGUACGUGGCCUGGGUGAAAGAGGAGGUGACUCAGCACAUCGCCACCUGCCAGCCCUUCUCCGGAGCCCUGGACAAUGGCCAUGUGAUCCUGUGUGACAUGAUGGCUGACCCCUGGAACACCUUCUGGUUUUGCCUGGGCUGGUGCACCUUCUUCCUCAUCCCCAGCAUCAUCUUUGCUGUCAAGACCGCCAAGUACUUCCGCCCUAUCCGGAAACGCCUCAGCUCCACCAGCUCUGAGGAGACUCAGCUCUUCCACAUCCCCCGGGUCACCUCCCUGAAGCUGUAGGGCCCAUGGCAAGGCGAGGUGAUACCUGGAGCCACCUGGAGCCUCCACUCAGCUGGGACCGGAGGAUUUCUGAAGCCUUGUCGCAGUGCCCAAGCUGGGCUCCCCGUGCAGACUGUUCCCCUGUCCAGCUGAUCCCCCGAGCCUACUCCCUUUCCGCCCUGUCUGCUCAUAACCCCCUGCAUUUGUUCUCACUUUGGCUGAGCUGCAGGACAAGUUUCCCCAGGUGUCCCGCCCUUGUCCUCCUUGCCGCCCAGUACCAGCGCCAAGAAGGGUCUGUUCUCUGCCUGCUGGGACCCCUUCUCCAACCUCAUGCCUGCCCAACCCAGCCCUGCCCCGUCAGCCCUCCCUCCGCUCCCCUCUAAGCCCUCUGCUCCUUGUUCCCAUCUGGCCUUCUACCUGCCUCAACUUCCCUCCUAGCCUCUCCCCAGCCCUUUCCUUCCUCCUUCCAAGGAAGCUCUUCUUCCCUGUCCUCUCUGUACCUCCUCCCACUGCCUUGCUGGUCCUCCAGGGACCCCGCUUGCCCAGUCAGCUCAUCAGAUAAACCCGCCAAGCAGGCGUGGUCCUGGACUGGGCUAGAUUCGGUCUCUGCCUCAUAGCCCCAAGUCGUCCACUGCCCUAGCUCUUUGGACUCUCCGUGGGCCCCUUCCUGGACUUACUGGCCCCUAGUGGGGUGGGAGACUGUCUGAGGGCUGAGCCACCUGCCUGCACCCCAAGUUACAAAUAGUGCUGUCCCCAGGUCCUCUCUGAGCACUAGUUCUUAAGGAGGGACUGGAACCUGGGCUCUAUUGGGGCCACACCCUAGGCUCCCCAGAAGGUAGAACCUCCUCACUUUCCUAAGCUUUGUUUUGGAGUCCUUGAAGCCAGUUCUCCCAGACUAGGACUCUGUACAUAGUUGGUGUUGAAUGCAUGUUUGUGCAGGCAUCCAGGAGUUCCCCCGGCAACCUGCAAGUGGGGAUCAGCACCUGGCUGGGAGGUUGCUGACAGGAUCAGGCAAACCUGGUUUCACAGCCUGCCUCUGAUGCUGCUUGCUGGGUGCCUUGAACAUGUUACCCAGGUUCCCUAAACGCAGCCUCUCCUUUCAUAAGAUGGAAGAAUCAGAACCUCGGUGUCGGACUGUGAAAAUGAAAUAUAACAAGUAAGAGGCCCUUGGCAGGGAGCAAAGGUGCAACGAGUAAAUGGCAGCUGCUAUUUUGUGCCAUGACUGCACUGGCCAAGGCGGAGCCAGGGUCUGGGCCAGUGCAAGGGAAAGAGGAGGCGGCCCUGGUCCCACGGCCACAGCCCUUGAAGAUGGUGGUCUGCUGAAUGUUGGAGGGGAUCUCAUUGCAUUUUAUAAACCAGCAACACAGCUGCUGCUGGAAGUUAGGGUGGUGUGGAUAGGACAUGUCCUCACUGUGACAAGCUCAUGCUCAUACAGGCACCCCUGAAGGUCACACAGGGGCCUCUCUUUGGUUUUGCCCAGAGGUUGGUGGGUGGUAUGGUUUUGCUUGUUGCUCAGAUGUCAGCUUGAGCAGAAGCGGUAGCACUGUGUAUACUAAAAUGCAAUUGAUGAGAUCACAACAAAUGAAAUAGAAAUAAUUUUAAACUAUGUUCA